GGUCAGUGUUCAAUUCCUCAUUCUUCACUUUUUGAAUCUUUCGAAUCGUCGCUUGUCAGUUAGGGUUUCUUCAUAUUCCCCAAAUCGGAAACAACCCAUCCAUCAAAUUUUCUCAACGCAAUGUCGUCGUCUAAGAAGAUCGUCCUCAGGAGUUCCGACGGCGAAACCUUUGACGUCGACGAAAUCGUCGCCGUCGAGUCUCAGACCAUCAAGCACAUGAUCGAAGACGAUUGCGCUGACACUGUUAUUCCCUUGCCUAAUGUCACCAGUGCCAUUCUUUCUAAGGUAAUUGAGUAUUGUAAGAUGCAUGUUGAGACCGAUGAUAAAGAUUCUAAGGUCAUUGAUGAUACUCUCAAAACCUGGGAUGCUGAAUUUGUCAAGGUUGAUCAAAAUACUCUCUUCGAUCUCAUCUUGGCUGCUAACUAUCUGAACAUCAAGAGUCUACUGGAUCUAACAUGCCAGACAGUGGCAGACAUGAUCAAAGGAAAGACACCAGAGGAAAUUAGAAAGACAUUCAACAUCAAGAAUGAUUUUACUCCAGAGGAGGAAGAGGAGGUUCGAAGGGAGAAUCAAUGGGCCUUCGAGUAGUAAUAAUACAGUCAUUUUUAAUUUGAUUAUAUAAUAGUAAUUAAUUAAUGUCUUUGUAAUGUCUAUAGAUUUUAGGGAAGUUCGACUCUUUUCAUUUCUCACUUUCUGGGAUGCUCUUGGUUGUAACUUUUCUCAUAUUUCUCAAAAAUCAAUAUCUAGUUUUUGUGGAUUUCAUUUACUUUUCUGUAGAGGCCAAUGUCUCGAUAUUAUCAUUAUCUUUAACCUUACGAGUAUUGUA
Messenger RNA from Cucumis sativus (cucumber), 826 nucleotides. Its product is annotated as SKP1-like protein 1B. The transcript has 2 exons. The record is from RefSeq and is a predicted model, not a curated record. The coding region runs from base 121 to 588 and encodes 155 amino acids. Gene Ontology annotation, cellular component: nucleus; cytoplasm. NCBI's taxonomy places the organism in Eukaryota, Viridiplantae, Streptophyta, Magnoliopsida, Cucurbitales, Cucurbitaceae. Gene Ontology annotation, biological process: SCF-dependent proteasomal ubiquitin-dependent protein catabolic process. Gene Ontology annotation, molecular function: cullin family protein binding.